AUGAAGGCGAUCAUUGUAUUAGCGACUUUUGUGUGUGUUAGCUUGGCGGUACCAGUUACGAAAGAUGAACGUUUCAUUGAGGUAAUUGGUGGUGAUGACAAGAUUCAUAUUGUAGACUUGGAAGAGAAAAUCGAUGAAGACGUUUUACAACGUAUGGCGAGGAAUCCACGAAAUCGAUAUUUCCUCUACACGCGAUUAAAUCCAACCUCGGCGCAGCUUUUGCAAAUAGAUAACAUUGAUUCUGUUUUAUCGUCAAAUUUUAACCCUAACGUGCCGACUGUGGUGGUGGCUCACGGAUGGUUCAGCAACCAAAACACCAACAUAAACCCUGUCAUCAGAGAUGCAUAUCUUGAGAGAAGCGAUGUCAACGUGAUCAUUUUAGACUGGAGUAGAAUCGCAAUGGGUAGCUAUCUAAACGCAAUCGCUAACAUACCGAACGUGGGCAAAGCACUGGGACAAUUCUUGAACUUCUUGAGCGAAACGACUGGUGCAUCGCUUGAGUCCAUGCAUUUGGCAGGAUUCAGUCUUGGCUCCCAUGUGGUUGGUAAUGCUGGAAGGGAAUUGAAUGGCAAAGUUGGACGUGUCACAGGUCUUGAUCCAGUCAGUCCAAUUUGGCAUAAUAACAAAAAUCGCUUGGACAAAACUGACGGCCUCUACGUGGAAGUCAUCCACACCAAUGGCCGUGGAAGUGGUGCCAACAUGGCUCUUGGUCAUGCUGAUUUUUAUCCUAAUGGUGGCAAAAGUCAGCCAGGUUGCUUAACUAGUAUUUGCAAUCACAACCGUUCUUGGGAAUUAUUCGCCGCUACAGUGAAAUACGAUCAUUUAGUUGGUAAAGAAUGCUCUUCAGAGAAUGAAGUUGUAUCCAACAAAUGUAAUGGAAAGUCAUAUAAUAUGGGCAAUGGAGAUAUGUCUAAAUCUGGAUCUGGAUUAUAUGGGUUGACGACAACAAGCAGUUAUCCUUAUUAACAAAUAUUAAUUUAAAUUAUUCUUAA
This is a messenger RNA of Papilio polytes (common Mormon), 992 nucleotides long. RefSeq names its product pancreatic lipase-related protein 2-like. Bases 1 to 966 code for a protein of 321 amino acids. The record is from RefSeq and is a predicted model, not a curated record. The transcript is spliced from 6 exons. Gene Ontology annotation, biological process: lipid metabolic process. Lineage: Eukaryota; Metazoa; Arthropoda; Insecta; Lepidoptera; Papilionidae. Gene Ontology annotation, molecular function: lipase activity.